Molecule: messenger RNA, 4476 nt
Organism: Porites lobata
Lineage: Eukaryota; Metazoa; Cnidaria; Anthozoa; Scleractinia; Poritidae
Source: the annotation of a GenBank genome assembly
UUAAAUUCAAGAUGGCGGCAUCUACAAGUUUCUUUCUUCUCUCUGUUUGUUUCUCUUGCAAGACCGCUCUCAGUGAAAAUCCUAACAUAAUCAUCUUCUUAACUGACAAUCUUUCUUUUCGGGAUCUAAGUAUUUAUGGGAAUAAUUCUCAGCAGACUCCGAACAUCGAUCGCUUGGCUCGUGAAGGAGUGUUGUUUUCACGUUGGUACUCUCAGUCUUCGAGAAUUUCCUCCCUAGCUUCUAUCUUAACAGGAUUAUUGCCACCUCGAAAUGGAAUGAUAAAGAGCAAAUUCUUAUCGUUUAAGGAAAUACCAUCUUUAGCUUCUACUGGAGGACUACCUAACAGUGAAAUUACUUUGGGAAAAGUUUUAAAGGCGAAAGGCUAUUCGACGAGUUUUGUUGGUUUGUGGGGUCUUGGAGUCGGUAGGAAUGGAGAAUAUCUGCCCCUUAAUCAUGGGUUUGAUUAUUGGUAUGGCGUACCGUCAGCCCACAAAGAACACUGCACAAAUAAUUAUAGAGCGGCAUCAGAUUCUCAAUAUACUUGGGAAUCCGUUUUCUCGUUUUUCAGCCCAAUGCUUUACGUUUUACCAAUUGUUGCAUUUAUUGUUUGGUAUAAUGGAUAUUCUAUAAACAUGGUCACUGUUUUCAUAAUUAUAAUAGCUUUUAUAUUUUAUACCAGUGUGUUGCAUGAUGUGAUUCACUACACCAUGGACGUAAUUCAGAUAAGGAGCUGUGUACUAUACAAGAACAACAACAUCAUUGAACAACCCUACACUUUAGAAAAUUUGACUCUGCGGUUUACGAGAAGUGCUGUUAGUUUUUUAGAGGAAUCAUCAGUUUCAAGCAAACCAUUCUUUUUAUUUGUGAGUUUCAUGAACCUCAACCAGCCGGUGUUUGCGUCACAGUUGUUUUCUAAUGGUAGCAAGAGUAGUUAUUCUGAUGCCUUAAGAGAAGUGGACUGGAGCAUUGGAAGGAUAGUGAGGACAGUAAGAGAAAGGAGAGUUGACAACAAUACCAUUGUUAUAUUUACAUCAGCCACGGGGCAUUAUGUUGAUGAAACUUGUGACAGCUCUACACCAUCUGAAAAUGAAGAUGAAGAAACACUCUGUUCAAAAGGUGAAAAUUGCCAAAAAAAUGAUCAGGUUAGGCCAAGUAAAAAAAAAAAGACACGUUUUCUGGUGACCAUGCAGCUCUCAGAAGACCUCACACGAUUGGUUGGGAAAACAAUGAACAAACAAAGUAAACAAUGGAAUCUAGCCAGAAAACAAAAGAUGAGAAAAGCUGUGAAAUGAGGGGGACCUAUGAAAUUGGAAGUUCUGCAGAGCUGCAAGGUUACUGACUGCUUCUCAUCUGGAUUUGCAUUAAAAACUAGAGUUGGUGGGUAUUGCCAAUUGAAAGCUUCUUUUACAAAUUAUUACCCUCUCCCAGAAUAAUUUGGAAUUGUUGGGUCAAAUAUCAAUUAAUGAAAUGCCAGAUAAUAAGUAAACACAAAAUUGAUUUAUUUAUACAACAUGCUUUAAACAGCAUGGUCUGUUAUGCAGGAUUGUGGAAUAACUGGUGUUGAAAGUGAUGCCUGUUGGUUUUGUUUGUUUUAACUUUUCCAAAAAGAGAGAGGUGGCCCCAAUAAAUAAAGCGGGUAAGGACAAGAAACAUUUUUUUUUUACUUGGCCUUAACUUCUUCUUUACUGCAUACAUAAUAAGUAGUAGAGUUACACCAAGGUUAUUUAAAUUCGUCAGCUCAGUUUCAAACAGAAAAUAUGAGAAAGAAAUAUUAAAUUAAAAAAGUUACUUUCCUCCUGUGAGUAUCAUUUAUGUUUCCAUGGUGCUGUUGCUGAAUAAUAAUUUCAGCAAGCAUUUAUUAUUAUUUAAGGUUCACUGUUUUCCUCUCCAUGAAUUAAUUAAAUUUCUUUCCCAUAUAUUGAAGGAGCUGUGUCACAAAAUUCAGCCAAAUUAGGAAAUUACAAAAUGCCCGUUAAAUUAAGAGAAACAUAAAAAUAACUGCUUAAAACUUUAAAGGAAGGUUAAAAUAGCAUGAUAACAACAACAACAGAUGCCAUGGAUGGGCAAAACUGAAGAAGAUUGUUAAUAUGCAAUGUCAUAUUCUGGGUGACUUCUCCUAAGGAGCUUGGGCUAUCUGUGUCUUGACAACAGCGGGGCCAACUCUAGGUGUCUUAGCCUGUGACAACAGCUGUUUCUCCUUGCUCUUCGCCACUGGGGAUGUUUUGUGAGGAGGAACGUCUGCGACUCAGCGGCAGAAAUUCCAUACUGAUGACGUAAAUCAAUGUUUACUUAAUAAAUCCGGUAGUCAUAUGGUUCCAAAUGCAAACUUGUUCAAUUUUACCUUUCUCCUGGUCAAUUUUGGUAAUAUAAAGUGUUGUGUUCAUCUGUGAACGAGUUCCAGCAAAACUCAAAUGCUUCUUCUGGAAAGGACUAUAUUCCACAAAUAUAAACUGUUUUGUUAGAGAUUCAUUGUGUUUACAUUGACCUUUGUGGCGUUUUGUCUUUUGUCUGUCAUUCGUAAACAAUAGCUAAAACAAUGUAACUACUGCGUCAUCCAAUCAGCGCUUCUGUCUGGAUUCCGGACAGAUUUUAGGUCAUCAGUAUAGAAUUUCUGCUACCAAGUCACAGACAUUCCUCCUCACAAAACGUCCCCAGCGGUGAAGAGCAAGGAGAAACAGCUGUUUUCGCAGGCUAUAGCUGUCUGUUCUAUAGAGGUGACUGUCUUAUAGAGGUGUACGUGAAGACAGAGUUGAUUGAUGUCAGUCUUGUUAAUACACUGCUCUAGGUAUCGAUAAGAAUGAUGUUUGGGAACAAACCAUCUGUGUGCCAGCAGUGAUAACAUGGCUUGGACACAUAACACCCAAUCAAAUUAUAAAGACACCUGUGACCAUCAUGGAUAUUAUGCCCACUGUGCUGGAAUUACUCAACCAUAGUGCUGAUGCUUUACAGUCAGAUGGCAAAAGCUUGUUGCCUGUUUUGUUCAACACAUCGGCAGAAUCUCAACAUGAGUAUAUUUUCCAUUACGUUGAGGUUACCAAGCCAUCUGCCAUAACAAGAGGAUCUUAUAAAGUUGUUUACACAGACAUCAAAGGUAAUAAUGAAGAAAUAAAAUAGUUGCAUUUUCCCCUAAAAAUUGCACAAAAAUGUGAAAAUAAUAGCACCAAUGCUGCAAAAUUACAACAGAUUUAAAGCUAUCAAGCAAACUUUUAUUGAAAAAAUGCUGCACCUUAUAAGCGAAAAAAUAUGGUAUUUAGUUCUCAACAACAAAAAUUUUUUUGCUUUAAUACAGGGUGGUUAAUAAUAUUGAAAAGCCCUCUUGGGUCCAAUCUGAGAAAAUUUGACAUCAUAUCAUGGAUUUUACUAAUUAUUAUUAUUUGUUCAAUUAUUAUUUAUUUUGAUGUAGAUGAUGGAACAGUUGAGUCCUUUGAUCCUCCUCUGCUGUUCAAUGUUGAGGUCGACCCCAAAGAGAAGACACCUUUACCAAACACAGAAUACAGAGAACUGUUAGCAAACAUUUCAGAUGCUUUGUUACAACACAUGUCUUCUAGAAGGAACAAAUGGCUCUCACAGCUGGACAGCCGUAUAAUUCCUUUUUGGUUUCCCUGUGCAAAUUUUCCACACUGUUUCCAAAAGAGUGAUGAAACCAGUGACUUUUCAGAUUUGUUUCACUUGUAGCAAUGCUGAAUUUGUGCACAUUACAUUUCUAAGGAAACCUUUAUUAAGAACUGACGGUGCUUUUGAUAAGUAAUAACGGCCAAAACCUCCCUCAACAGUAAAGUCGGCUCCUUUACCUUAACUUGAAGGUUUUAAAGAAAUGUUCUUUUAAACUUUGUUGAUACAAUGAUAAAUUUACUCUACUCAAACUAGCUGCCUACCUCAAAUGACGUUACAUUUUUUAGCUGUUUUUGUUGUUUGGGGGAAGAGUAUUUCCCAUAACUAGGACUCUAAUGACACCUCUAUACUCCAGACGUAGUUGAUCAAUAAAAAUCAAUAUCAGGAAUUGAUCGAUGUCAUCGAUAUUAAUCAAUGUAAUCUGCCAAUUAAUAUCUAUUGAUUUUGGAAAUCGAUAGAAAUCGAAGUCACAGAAAAAACAAUUUAUCGAUUAACAAUUGAAAAUUGAUAACAAUCGAUAGGAACGAUAGUAAUCGAUAAAAAAUCAUUAUUGAUUUUAUAUCAGAAAGUCAUCGAUAUUAAUUGAAUCACUACCUUUUUUCUUUAUUGAUUUCUAUCGAUCGAUAUCGGAAAUCGAUAUUCAUCGAUGAUUGAUAAUAUCAAUUAUUACUAUCAAUUAUCGGUUAUUGAUUAACUACAUCUGGUAUACUAGGCCUAUAUCAUGGCAUUUUCCCACAACAGUCUCUUUUUAGAUGCAUUUUAAAGCUCUUUCCCCUGAAAAAAUGGAACAACUCCACUUUGUUUCUGAGCACAAUAUUUUAAAGCAUAGACUGAGUGAUUUUACUUAACUCAUGUAAUAGGUAC